This is a messenger RNA of Talaromyces marneffei, 537 nucleotides long. RefSeq lists its product as uncharacterized. Lineage: Eukaryota; Fungi; Ascomycota; Eurotiomycetes; Eurotiales; Trichocomaceae. Bases 1 to 537 code for a protein of 178 amino acids. The record is from RefSeq and is a predicted model, not a curated record. The transcript is spliced from 2 exons.
AUGUUGUCCUUCGGAUAUUGCGAUUUCUCAGCCCAAUCACACUUCCAAGCUCUAUCUCGAGAAAACAGAUACAAAGCGUCAUGGCCAUCGCAUACAUAUCAAGAGGGGCUAUUAGGCUCGUCGUCAUCAUCAGCGUCACGUUCAAACUCGAAGAGAAUGACAUGGUCACCAGCGGCCGCUAGAACCGAAUCCGAAGAUAUGGUAGCAUCGUGCAAGUCGAAGAGAAUGGCAUGGGCUGCCGCAGGUUCGGCGGCCCUAAGCAAAAGAACUUCGUGGUUACCAUCAUCAUCCUCCUCUUCUGCCUCUCCUAAUCGCUAUACUUCCCCUCCCCAGGCGCCAACUAAGCGGAUACCAGCGACACGGGAAACAUCUAGCAAUAAGACCAACAACAGCAACAAGUGGGACAAAUCUCGGAGAACAUCCAUGAUAAAUGGAUGUAUAGAACGAGUCAAGAGCCUUGGAAAGAAGAACAAGCGCAACCACAAGAACUACUGGCAGUUGGAUGAUGCCUCGACAAGAACGAUAUCCGCAUCAUAG